Debaryomyces tyrocola is the source of this 357-nucleotide messenger RNA. The record is from the annotation of a GenBank genome assembly. NCBI's taxonomy places the organism in Eukaryota, Fungi, Ascomycota, Pichiomycetes, Serinales, Debaryomycetaceae.
AUGCAAACCUCUAAAAGUUGUUCUUCUGAACAUUCCAAAUCAGAACUAUUAUCGCCUAGGGAUAUGAAACCAAAUGAGACCAUAAAAUCGUCAUUAUCAGAGGGCGAUAAACAAAACAGUAAUAUUUCACCGCAAGAACAAGUCAGUUCAAACGAAGCAAAAGCAACAUACAAGCCCACUGAAAUAUCAGAAUCAUAUAUUAAUGUUCCUUUCAAAGAUAUGGGUAAAUUCUCCUUUCAUAUUCGAGAUACAAUAGCUGCUAUAAUCGCAAGUGCUACGUAUACUACAUUAGGUUUUAUUGAUCAUUUCACUGAUAACUCUGAUAUCGGUAAAGAAUUCAUCAAGUAUGUAAUAUAA